Theobroma cacao (cacao) is the source of this 2599-nucleotide messenger RNA. RefSeq lists its product as uncharacterized. Lineage: Eukaryota; Viridiplantae; Streptophyta; Magnoliopsida; Malvales; Malvaceae. The record is from RefSeq and is a predicted model, not a curated record.
AUAAGGAUGGAUUUCUGAGAUUAAUAACACAUUUUUCUGUAAUCUUCUCAUACAACUCAAAUUCAUCCGAGCUACAGGGAAUUACAGAUAGAGGGAAUUGAGAUACAGUACAGUCGUGCCUCCUGCAAUCUGCAUACAGCACCCGAUUCCUCCUCUUUCCAGCUGCGUCGGAGGAACAACCCCUCUUCCAAUCACAAGUAUACCUAUCCGAUUCUCCUCUCUAUUUCAACUGCGACAGGUACUUGACCCGCAUCCCUCCCAGAUUUUAUUUUCUUUCCUGAUGUGUCCCAAUUGAAUUACGAGUUGAGUUGAGUUAUGCUUUCUCAAUUUUGCUGCUAAUUUGUUCUUUGGGCUUCUUCCCGCCUUUCUCCUUCGCCGUCCCGAGUUUGGGCUUCUCCGCUCUCCUCUCUUUUCAUCUAGGAAUUCGUAACUGAUUCAAAUUCAAUUUUGGUUUUCUCCCUUUGCUUACUGGGUCAACUAAGCUGCAAUGGCCUUUGCAUUCCUCUAUAAGCUACAGAAUCUAUGGCCGUUCAAAAUCGAUGAUUUAAGAGCAUCCCAUGACUUAGUUCGCAAGCUUUCCAUACCCGACCACACUAAAAAGUUCGUUUUUGCUGUUACGCUACCUCAUACUCAAUCUGUCAUUUACAUUCUUUCUGCUCAGAAUUUGUCUGAGAGGUCAGCUGCUGAUGCCGAGUGUCUUAUUAGGGAACUUAGACCUGAUGCUGUUGUAGCUCAGAUUAGUCACCAGGCUCUGUUCGAGAUUCAAUCCCAAGACACUGAAAUUGGAGACAACCUUGACAACACUAUUCCCACUUCAUCUUUUGGAGUGCUUAAACGAUGCUUUGUUGAUAAGAUUAACAAGGACAAUUAUGAGAAUGUGGCUGGCAAAUUGGUUUUAAGAGAGAUCUUUGGGGUUGGUUUUCAUGGCCAUUUCUUGGCUGCCAAGGGGGCAGCAAGGGAGGUUGGUUCAUCUUUUAUGGUGCUUGAAUCACCAUUUACUAGCAAUUUUCCUAUGCAGGAUCCCUCCAGGGAAGUUGAGGCAGGGAGCAAAGUUAAAGGUCUAGUUAGUAGUUUGGUUCCUCAAAAAAGCACUUUGGUUCUAGCUUCGAGUUGUAGGAGGUUCUGCAUUACCAAUGAUGUUCGGUCACAAUUGGUGAAGUUCUUGUCUUCACAUAUAGAUUUACUGGAUUCAGGUUCUGUUUCUGAGGUGGACUCAAAUGAAAUUCAGCCGAGAAAGGGUUAUGAGGCUCCACCAUUUGCCCAAUCAGUUUAUCCACUGCUUGUGGAUCUACAUGAUAUAUUUGUUGAUCUUCCUCCGAUUGGAAGAGCGUUAGCACUCUCGCAAAAGAUGCUUUUAGAUGUAAACAGGGGGGAAGUUGUGGAUACCAGGAUAAUAUCUGAAGUUUACACCUUCAGGAUUGCAGUUGAAGCAUUGAGAGUUGCACUUAAUAAUGCUGGCCGGCUACCUAUUGACAAAUUACAAAAUGCCAACACAUCUAAGGUUUCAUUUUCUGAGCUUCCGAUUGAGGACAAGUCCCAUGCAUUCCAUGCACAGGCUCUUCAAAGCCUGUCUAAGAAGUUCAAGACUAUAGUAGCCAUAGUGGAUGCUAGUAGCUUGGCAGGUCUCAGGAAAAAUUGGAACACUCCCGUUCCUCCAGAGGUCAAGGAUUUAGUUGUGCAUCUUGUUACGGAUGGUGCAGGUGAUGGGGAUGGGGAGCCCUCAAGCCACAUUGACAGGAAGCAGUUGUUAUCUAAUAAACCUGUGGUGGCAGUGGGUGCUGGUGUGACAGCUGUUUUUGGAGCUUCAUCUAUCUCUAAGCUUAUUCCUGCAUCAACCUUCAUGAAGAUUAUAACAUUGAAGGUUCCUGCUUCAGUGAAGCUGGUUAUGACCCAGACCCAGAAGGUAGUAGCAAUGGCGCUUGGUAAAACUCUUGGUCCAUCAAAAUUGGUAGCCCCUGGCCUUGCAAGUUCUGGAGUGAAUUCAUCUGUCUUCAAGGCAGCUGCUUCUGCUGAGAAAAUCCGGACAGUGGUCCAUGGUGUGAUUGCCUCUGCUGAAAAAACCAGCUUUUCAGCCAUGAGAACAGCUUUCUACGAAAUAAUGAGGAAAAGGCAGGUGCAGCCAAUUGGUGUCCUACCAUGGGCUACUUUUGGGUGUAGUAUCGCAACUUGCACAAGCUUGCUUGUAUAUGGAGCUGGUAUUGAAUGUGCUGCUGAGUCUCUUCCUGCAGCUCGCUCAAUUGCGAGUUUGGGUCGUGGGAUUCAGAGUUUACAGCAGGCAUCUCAGGCAGUAAGGCAGACAGAGGGCAACAGAAUACAAAAAUCUAUAGAAUCCUUAAUGUACAGGUUGAAGAAAGUGAAGAUUCAAUAGUAGUUUGAUCCUUGUCUUUUGAUUGUAUACUGAUCGAUAAGUACUUAGUUGAUAGAGUGAUGCCUGAAGAAGAGGUGACAGAGAUUACUAUGUAGAUAAAAGUCCACAGAGGUGUUAUUUGUAACCUCAUGAAUGUUUAUUUUUGUCUCUUACUACUAGGAAUUCAUUUGAAUCAUUGGAUACUUAAAUGCAUAUCAUUUUUCACAAAGUAUUUGCACUCGGUUUCUUUUU